CACCAACCCAAGUUGAUUAUGAACCACAAGCCUAUCGAGGGCAGAGCGAGCACAAAGGUGGACCACGCUUGCUAACACUAGCUUCCGAUGGUGGUGUCGCGAUCAAUCACUCGGUCUCUCUGGAAAAAUGAAAACAAGAUUCCUUGAAGGCCGCCAAUGCCAGUGCCAGUGCCACACCCACACGCGUUUGUUGUUAUCUUCAAACACGCUUGAAUCUUGUGCCUCGAUGGAGAAUGUGAUGGGACUUCUCAGAAUCAAAGUAAAGAGAGGCAUCAAUCUUGCUGUUCGUGAUGCCCGCAGCAGCGAUCCUUAUCUUGUCAUCACCAUGGCUCAUCAGAAACUUAAGACCAGAGUGGUGAAAAAAACCUGCAAUCCUGACUGGAAUGAUGAAUUGACUCUAUCGAUUUCCGAUCCUAAUAUUCCUAUCAAAUUAACUGUGUAUGACAAGGACACAAUUACCGGAGACGACAAAAUGGGUGAUGCAGAGGUAGACAUUAAGCCAUAUCUUGCCAGUAUGAGGAUGGGCUUGCAGAACCUCCCAACAGGUUGUGUAGUUUCAAGAGUUCAGCCAACCAGACAGAACUGCCUAGCCGACGAGAGCAGCAUUGUUUGGGAGAAUGGAAAAAUCACCCAACACAUGAUCCUGAGGUUGAACAAUGUAGAGUGUGGGGAGGUGGAGCUGCAGCUUGAGUGGAUUGAAUUUGCAGGGUCUAAGGGUUUGGGAACUCAAGGUACGAGCUAAAUGAAUUUCCCCAUCUUUGCGACUAUUGGCCUCUUCUUGAACAAUGGAUCACUAGCGUAAAAUAUGAACAAGAGCAUAGUACGUAUUACUCAUAAUUGGCUGGAGAGACUCCAGUUCCUGUGAGAAAUGUUUGUGUAAUUUGUAUUUCAUGUGCCUUGUAAACUCAACUGUAUUGCAUCAAUCCUUUAACUUAAACCGACUUAACCUUCUAGCCUCUACAAUCCAGUCCUAAUAAGUGAUCCAGUUGAGGAGAAUUGUAUAUAUAUCAAACACUAGAAGUUUUUAUGUGCUUUGUAUAUGUUCUUGCAAGCAAUAAAGUUUUGUAUGAUGAAAGCGAUCUGGAACAUAUCCGUUUCUUUUGG
Tripterygium wilfordii is the source of this 1104-nucleotide messenger RNA. Its product is annotated as protein C2-DOMAIN ABA-RELATED 10-like. The coding region runs from base 128 to 742 and encodes 204 amino acids. The record is from RefSeq and is a predicted model, not a curated record. Lineage: Eukaryota; Viridiplantae; Streptophyta; Magnoliopsida; Celastrales; Celastraceae. The transcript has 4 exons.